AUGGCGGCAACAGCAGCUGAGGCUGCAGCUKCGGGCUCUGGAGAGCCCCAGGAAGAGGCUGAAGCCCUGGGCCCCGCCUGGGAUGAAUCGCAGUUGCACACUUAUAGCUUCCCGACCCGGCCCAUCCCUCGUCUGAGUCAGAGCGACCCCCGGGCGGAGGAGCUCAUGGACAAUGAGGAACCUGUAGUGCUGACUGACGCAAAUCUUGUGUAUCCUGCUCUGAAAUGGGAUCUUGAAUACCUACAAGAGAAUAUUGGCAACAGGGACUUUUCUGUGUACAGUGCCAGCACCCACAAGUUCUUGUACUAUGAUGAGAAGAAGAUGGCUAAUUUCCAGAACUUUAAACCAAGGUCCAACAGGGAGGAAAUGCAAUUUCAUGAAUUUGUUGAGAAACUGCAGGAUAUACAGCAGCAAGGUGGGGACGAGAGGUUGUAUCUGCAGCAAACACUCAAUGACACUGUGGGCAGGAAGAUCGUCAUGGACUUCUUGGGUUUUAACUGGAACUGGAUUAAUAAGCAACAGGGAAAACGUGGCUGGGGGCAGCUGACCUCGAACCUGCUGCUCAUUGGCAUGGAAGGAAAUGUGACACCUGCUCACUAUGAUGAGCAACAGAACUUCUUUGCCCAGAGAAAAGGCCAUAAGUGAUGCAUCUUAUUCCCUCCGGAUCAGUUUGAGUGCCUCUAUCCAUAUCCUGUUCAUCACCCAUGUGACAGACAGAGCCAGGUGGACUUUGACAAUCCUGACUACAAGAGGUUCCCCAAUUUCCAAAACGUGGUUGGUUAUGAAACAGUGGUUGRCCCUGGUGAUGUUCUUUACAUCCCAAUGUACUGGUGGCAUCACACAGAGUCAUUACUUAAUGGAGGAAUUACCAUCACUGUGAACUUCUGGUGUAAGGGGGCACCUACCCCUWAGAGAAUUGAAUAUCCUCUCAAAGCUCAUCAGAAAGUUGCCAUAAUGAGAAACAUUGAAAAGAUGCUUGGAGAGGCUUUGGGGAACCCACAAGAGGUGGGACCUUUGUUGAACACAAUGAUCAAGGGCCGAUACAAUUAGCCUGCCAGGGGUCCAGGCCUCCUGUCAGGUUACUGCUA
Urocitellus parryii (Arctic ground squirrel) is the source of this 1088-nucleotide messenger RNA. The record is from RefSeq and is a predicted model, not a curated record. Lineage: Eukaryota; Metazoa; Chordata; Mammalia; Rodentia; Sciuridae.